Messenger RNA from Colossoma macropomum (tambaqui), 2610 nucleotides. It is a transcript of the gene twist1b, whose product is annotated as twist family bHLH transcription factor 1b. Gene Ontology annotation, biological process: developmental process; regulation of transcription by RNA polymerase II. Lineage: Eukaryota; Metazoa; Chordata; Actinopteri; Characiformes; Serrasalmidae. The transcript has 2 exons. The record is from RefSeq and is a predicted model, not a curated record. Gene Ontology annotation, molecular function: protein dimerization activity; DNA-binding transcription factor activity, RNA polymerase II-specific; RNA polymerase II transcription regulatory region sequence-specific DNA binding. The coding region runs from base 186 to 728 and encodes 180 amino acids.
AACUUUGGAUUUGACCAUUUUUGUUGUCGCUGUUGUUCUCAGACAUCCACUCGCAGCCCAAUGAGGGAAUAACUGUCGGGUCUAUUUUUGUUUCUUUUUUAAUUUCAUUCAUUCUGUUGUAUUCGUUUUUGUUUGUUUGUUUGUUUGUUUGCUUGUUUUUCUCCUGCGCUUCCGCUGAGAGAGAGAUGCCAGAGGAGGACUCGUGCUCUCCCGGAGCCUCUCCGCCGGACAGCCUGAGCUUCAGCGACGGAGAGCAGCACGAGCGGCCGGUCAAGCGUAAGAGGAGCGCGAGGAAGAGGCGUUGGAGCCGCACUAGCGGCGAGGAGUCCGACAGCCCGAGCGCGAGAGGCAAGAAGGCGAGCCUGAGCAGCCCGGGAGGAGAAAGAGGAGGAGGAGGAGGAGGAGGAGGAGGAAGCCCUCCGUCCCUCGAGGAGCUGCAGACUCAGCGCGUUAUGGCGAACGUGCGCGAGCGCCAGCGCACGCAGUCCCUGAACGAGGCGUUUGCGGCGCUGCGCAAGAUCAUCCCCACCUUACCGUCCGACAAGCUCAGCAAGAUCCAGACCCUCAAACUGGCCGCGCGCUACAUCGACUUCCUGUACCAGGUGCUGCAGAGCGACGAGCUGGACUCCAAAGCCGCGAGCUGCAGCUACGUGGCGCACGAGCGCCUCAGCUACGCCUUCUCCGUGUGGCGGAUGGAGGGCGCGUGGUCCAUGUCCGCCUCGCACUGACGGAGGAGUGAGAGAGAGAGAGAGCGAGAGAGAGAGAAAGGGUGACGGCCGUCUCUUCUGGCGAGGCAGACUUGGACCAAAUGUGUGGAGGACAAAAACAAACCGAAUGCUGGAUACGUACAUUCCUGCACAAUCGCAGGGAAACUUCAGCCGAGAGCUUCAUCAUCUGAAGACGGGGCUUUACGGAGAGAAGGCCGCAGACCGGCUGCUCCACCCGAGUGCUGGGACUGUGAAUGGGCCUGUGGGAGUGUUCAGGGAUGGACUGAACUUUGGGAAUACUGGGAAUCCUGGUGGGCUACUCUAGCUGCUGGAUCCUCAACGCACGUCCGAUCACGAUCCAGCUCCCCUCCUGACCACCAACCAAACCAAAGAAACAGUCAGGCACUGCGUGGACGUCUUCAGAGCGAAAGACUUCAGCAGCAGAGCGAAGAACUGGUAGCAUAGCAGCUUGUUUACAAUGGCUAACGUUCUGUAUUAGCAUGGCUCGCAAACCAAAGAAGGUUCACUGGCCGGCAACAACACUGGGAUGAGUUGAACAUUUGGGAUUAUGGGCCGAUUGGCUAAUUGGGUACUUAGCUAUCUAGCUAAGGUAGUUAGCUUAGCUGGGAGAAUGGUACUUUUUUGGUGAUGUUAGCUGCACAGUUUGGUCAUCUUUUGGCUAGAGAGCUCAAUUAGUUAGUUUAGUUUACUGGAAAAACUGGUACUUGUGGUCAGAUUAGCUGCAUAAUUUAUUCAUAUUCUUACUGCAUUUAGGUACACAGCUAGUUAGCUGGCUCAUUUAAUUAGCUUACUUCACUAGAAAAAGGAGUAUUUGUGGUGAUGUUAGCUGCAUAAUUUGGGCUUCUUUUAGGUACUUAGUGAGAUAACUAGCUCAGUUAGCUUAUUUCACUAGAAAAACAGUUACUUCUGGUGAUGUUAGUCACACAAGCAGGUCAUAUUUUGAGUACUGAGCAAGAUAGCUAGCUAAGUUACUUAGCUUAGCUUAGAAAAAGGUACUUCUGGUGAUGCUAGCUGCACAAUUAGUUCAUCUGCUGGGUAUGUAGCUAUUUGGCUAGCUCAGUAACCACAGUGCUUUACUUGUGCUGAUGUUAGCUGCAUAAUUUUCUUUUAGGUACGUAGCUGGUUAGCUAGCUCAGUUAGUUAACUUAUUUCACUAGAAAACAAUACUUUAGUCGGGGUUAAUUGUAUAGUUUGGUCAUAUUCUGGGUACACAGAAAAUGUUUUGUUGUUCAGAAAGGUGGUUAACUGGACUGCCUUAAAAUGUUAGCUUCAGAGUUAGCAUAACUUAAUAGUAAGUUAACAGAACAAUAAUCUUUGUUUAUAUUUUACUAUUUUGAAGUUUAAUGAAGUCCUAUUUUUAAGGCAGCCUGGUUACUAACUUUUUUUAAAAACACCAAACUUUUUUAUUUUUAUUUUUUCCUUAUUAUUAUUUUUUUACAAUGAGCUAGUUAGCUUGCUAAAUUAGCUUAGUUAGCUAGAAAACCAGUUACUUUGCUUGUGGCGAUGCUGCAUGAGCUAAAGUGGUGUAUCUGUAAAGCAAGAUCAAUCCAGGUCAAUUAAUCCCAGAGUUAAAUGAAGUGACCAGUGAGUGUACACUGAAAAGGGGGUGUAAAGGUGGUCCAGGGCCAGAUUUUAAUCCCAGUCCAUCCCUGUGUGUGUGUGUGUGUGUGUGUGUGUGUGUGUGUGUGUGUGUGUGUGUGUGUGUAUGAGGGAAACGCUGCAGUGCCGCCAGAAUCUCACUGAAGAUCUGAAGGGUGCUGAAGUUCAACCUGUGCAAAGUGGGACGUUUAUUUAUUUAUUGAUGAGCAGAGUUUCAUAACCUGUGUCCAAAUGCAUCGCUAUUUUUAUUACUGUUUAUGUAAAUAAAUGUGUAUUUCUAUAA